Messenger RNA from Cucurbita pepo subsp. pepo (vegetable marrow), 774 nucleotides. The record is from RefSeq and is a predicted model, not a curated record. NCBI's taxonomy places the organism in Eukaryota, Viridiplantae, Streptophyta, Magnoliopsida, Cucurbitales, Cucurbitaceae.
UGUUGUGUCUUUCUAUCUCUCUGUAUGAUCAUCAUGAAGACUCUCUCUGUCACUCUCGAAAACGCGCAGUUUUUGUUUUAAAUUUUAUUUAUUAUUUUAUUCGUGUUCGUUAUGGAUGCUGGUGAAGCGGCGCGUCGGAUGCUUGUCGGAUCUAAUUAUGGUAACCCGAUUAUCAAUCCCAUAAUGAUGAGAUUCCGACCCAUCGCGCCGAAGCCUGUCGCCGGAGCCUCUGUUUCCGGCGACACCUCAUCGAUAUUCAAAGGAAGGAGGAAGAGGAAGUACGUUAGGGUUCAGGGGUAUAAUAGGAAGAAGAAAGCUACAAGAUCAAACACCACCACCACCACCACCACCGAGGCCGCCGCGACGACGCUGCAACUGCUCCCGGAACGACACGUGGAGAUCUUCGGAAGCGGAUCUCCGGAGGCGGGGUUGGUAUCAGAUCUGAAGCGUGGAGCGGCGGCAGAGGAGGUGUGGGUGACGGUAGAAUGCGCGAGGGAGGCGUGCAUCGAGGGAGAGGAGGAGGAGAGGAUGAAGAAGCUAGAAGAGGACACGUGUCCAGGGUUCGUAUCGGACGGUGUGGAUAGAGUAGAGUGGGUAAACGAGGCGUUGAAAAGAAUGGUGAGGCAAAGGCGGAGAAGCAGUGAGGCAGGUGAGGAAAUAGAGGUAAGGCUGAGAACAAGGCCAAUAUUGGGUUACUUGGGGAGAUCAUUCACGUGCCAAAUAAAGCUGCACGAGGACUCAAGCCCCAUUCACAUUCUUCGACCAACUUUAUAG